Messenger RNA from Prorocentrum cordatum, 349 nucleotides. NCBI's taxonomy places the organism in Eukaryota, Dinophyceae, Prorocentrales, Prorocentraceae. The record is from the annotation of a GenBank genome assembly.
AGCCCGCCGGGCUCAGGCCGCCGGAUCGGGCGGCCGCGUUCGCGCGCGCGCGUGCCCCGCGCCGCCAUGCGUCCGGAGGCGAGUCCGCCGGCGGAGGAGCGGAACGCGCUCCACCAGUUCGCGCAGGACGUGCGCGAGAAGGGCACCGUGGGCGCCGUGAUCGAGACCGUGCGGCAGAACCCGCUCCUUCUGUUGCCAGGCGGCUCGGUCCUCAUGGUGGCGAAGCAUGCUUUCUUGUCCGACGGCGGGGCGGAGGGCGACCAGCAGCCCGUGGGAGCUGGCCAGGCCGCCAUCGGCGCGCAGCCCGCCUGCGGCUUCGACCUCGGCUCAGCCUUAGAGCCGCGCCAGG